Molecule: messenger RNA, 855 nt
Organism: Striga hermonthica
Lineage: Eukaryota; Viridiplantae; Streptophyta; Magnoliopsida; Lamiales; Orobanchaceae
Source: the annotation of a GenBank genome assembly
AUGAUGAAAUGGCCAGUACCUAAUAAUGUCAAGCAGUUAAGGGGAUUCUUAGGCCUCACUGGGUAUUAUAGGAGGUUUAUUCAGGGCUAUGGUUUAAUCAGCAAACCUCUUACCAUGCUACUCAAGAAGGACCAGUUUAAGUGGGGAAAAGAGGCUGAGGAAGCAUUCAACAAGCUUAAAAGAGCAAUGACAACAGCACCUGUAUUAGCUUUGCCAAAUUUUGACCAGCCCUUUAUUGUGGAGACAGAUGCAAGUGGGGUGGGCAUUGGAGCAGUUCUCAUGCAAGGAGGCAGGCCCAUUUCCUUCCUAAGCAAGGCUUUAUGCCCAAAAAAUCAAGCACUCUCAAUCUAUGAAAGAGAGUUCUUAGCAGUACUCCUAGCUGUACAGAAGUGGAGACACUAUCUACAAGGCCACAGGUUCACUAUAAGAACUGACCAGCAGGCCCUAAAAUAUUUGAUGGAACAAAAGGUAGCCUCCUCUUGGCAACAAAAGGGGAUAAUCAAAUUAUUGGGACUGGACUAUGAUAUACAGUACAGGAAAGGAAAAGAAAACAAGGCAGCUGAUGCCUUGUCAAGGGUUGGAGAAGGAGGGGUUUGCACAGCAUUUUCUACCAUGGUACCCACCUGGUUGAAGGAAAUCAUUGAGAGCUAUAAGGAAGAUGAUGUUCUUAAAGACAUAGCCUUAUCGCCUCCAAACCCUUCAAACGCCAUUUUGCUCACCACCUCCUCGUCAAUCGACAUUUGCAGUUCUUCUUCUUUUUCAGGGAUGUUCAUAACACUCAGCCGAAGAAUAGUUCUCAGCAGAAGAACAAGGGCAAGAGUGGUGAAACUCUUAUCACUGUCUCAGGUGAUGUAG